Klebsormidium nitens is the source of this 1157-nucleotide messenger RNA. The record is from the annotation of a GenBank genome assembly. Lineage: Eukaryota; Viridiplantae; Streptophyta; Klebsormidiophyceae; Klebsormidiales; Klebsormidiaceae.
CUCAGGCCGGAGCUUGGUUCAAGUUAACGACGCCCUGCAAAAUAUACAGCACUUUCCCAACUGCCCGACGAAAAGUUGAGAAGUGGAGGAGAACGUCCCCUUACGCAUAGGAUCAUCUUGUCUUCCAGAUUUUGAAGCUCGCCAAAGCUUUCUCACUGUCAGAUUUCCGAAGAGCUGUUCUAGUCCACUCUUGGCGCCGCUCUUCUUUGAAGCCGCUGAUAACAGGCAUUUGCCUCCACCUGCAUCAGUCAAAGCUGCUGAUAUAAGCCCAAUUGUUAAAACCUACACUUGUUAUCCCCUCCGUUGAUCAGGAUGCCAUCCAGGGGUGUGCCUACGGGGCAGGAUUGGGAGCCGGUGGUCAUCCGGAAGCAUCCCACAAAGUCAGCGGAGACAAAGGACGAAAAGGCGGUGAACGCGGCACGUAGGGCGGGAGGGCAGGUGGACACCGUCAAGAAGUUUGAUGCAGGUGCAAACAAAAAGACAACAGACACUGGAUUGCUGGCGCGAAAACUGGACGAGGAGACUGAAGAGUUUCAUUUACCGAAAGUCGAGACAGAAGUAAAGAAGAAGAUCCAGGCAGCUCGGAUUGAAAAGAAGCUCACACAAGCACAGUUGGCUCAGGCAAUCAAUGAGCAACCUCGGGUUGUUCAAGAGUACGAGUCAGGAAAAGCAGUUCCCAAUCAGCAAGUCCUCGCUAAAUUGGAACGCAUUUUGGGAGUGAAGCUCAGAGGAAAGAUCAAGUAAGAACGAUUUGUCUGUACAUAUGUAGUUUAGACCUACAGGUGGCCUUCUCUCUAGCACUUACAAGGUCUGACUUAACGGAAGCAAUUUGGGGUGCUCAGGAUAGUUUGAACAGGUUUUUGGGACUAAGGUUGCAUAAAGGGUGAAGGUUCAGCCAGACCAGCUCUCUGUUGCAGACCUUAAGACGCAUUGGGCGUUGCAGAAAAUACUGUCAUGUGGGAUGCCAGUAUGCAGAUUUGCUCCGUGGGGAUUCAUCUGUUCAAAGGUUAUCAUAGUUUGUCUGAUAUUAUUGGUGCUUGCAGCUCAGAUUAGUCCAUUGUUUCUCUGAGGCCUAUACACCCAUAUCCUCACACCAUACUUCCAGCUACUGAUUGGUCGUUGACAAUUUGGAUGUUUGGCCCAUUCCUACAUGACAG